CCUCCGUGACCGACGAGGGAGACCACAGCAACCUUCUUUCAAACCGCCGGUAUCCCGAGGCACCUCCGACAAUCCCCCGACAAGGCCAGGCAAGCCCCGGCAAUGACCGACACCGUCCGGCAGCACCACCGUCACAACCCCCCGGCUGGCGAGAUCCCCGUGCCCCAUGGCCCGGAAGUAGGCAAUGAGCACGGCCACUACCCAGCCGGCGGCGCCACCGAACAGGAGCGCACCAUCUUUGCGCAUCUGACCCACCCCGACGACUGCUACACGGCCGACGGCGUCUACUGGGCCGAUCUCCCGUUUCGGAAGCGCGUCGCCUUUGUCAACAAGGUUCAGAAUGAGGAGACCAAGAAGGAGCUGGCCGCCAUCGGCCGCAUGAUGAAGGCCGACCCCCUCAGCCCCCUGUCCUGGUACUUCCGCAACGCCGUCCUGCCCGGGGCCGGCCUCGGCCUCGAGGGCUACGUGCUCUUUAGCAUCGGCAACCUCGAGCCGCUCUUCAAGGCCGCCUGGCCGACGUGCUGGGGGAAGAAGCCCACCGAAUGCGAUGCCAAUUGGAUCGCCUCGGUCACCUACCUCGAGGUCGUCGGCAUCAUGGUUGGUCAGACGGCCGUCGGCAUCAUUGGAGAUUGGAUCGGUCGCCGUUGGGGUCUCAUCCAGGACGCCGCCAUCAUGUUUGUCGGCUUGCUCAUGAUCACUGCCAGCUGGGGCCUGAACCUGAACGGCUGGGUCAUCUGUUACGCUUGGUCUCUGUUCUUCUACGGCUUCGGCGUCGGUGGCGAAUAUCCGAUUACCGCAACAUCCUCAAUGGAGAAUGCCGUUUCUGCCGGGAAGCUCUCGACGCGCGAGGACCGCCUGCACCGCGGCCGCAAGGUCACCAUGGCUUUCCUGAUGCAGGGCUGGGGCCAGCUCAUCAACCAGGCCGUCUUGAUCCUCCUUCUGCUGAUCCUUCACCACGGCGAUGGCAACCCUCCGUAUGGCACCACGACUGUGCAAUGGAUCUGGCGUCUGUCGUUUGCCAUCCCCGCGGUCGGAACUCUCUGGCUUGUGUACUACCGCGCGUACAAGAUGCCCCACGCCAGCCGUCAGCUCGCCGCGGCCAAGAAGAAGAACAACGUGACCGGCUACGACGUCGAGUCGCUCCGGCUGGCAGGCACCUUUUUCGGAGGUCGCCUGCUGGCCACGGCCGGCACUUGGUUUUGCAACGACGUCUUCUUCUACGGCAACAAGCUGUUCCAGGCCCAAUUCAUCGCCGUCAUCAGCAACAACCCGUCGUCUGUCCUGACCGGCUGGAUUUGGAACUUGUACAACGUCAUCGUCUCGCUCGCCGGCUACUACGUCGCCUCGAUCCUGAUCGACAACAAGUUCUACGGCCGCAAGAUGAUGCAGCAGGUCGGCUUUCUCAUGUGCUUCAUCAUGUUCAUCAUCCCCGCCUUCAACUACGAAUACUACACCUCACCCGCCGGCAUCAAGAGCUUCCAGGCCAUGUACUUCCUGUCCAGCUUCUUCAACCAGUUCGGUCCCAAUAGCGUCACCUUCCUCGUCGCCGGCGAGGUGUUCCCGACCCCUAUCCGCGCCUCCGCCCACGGUUUCGCCGCCUGCAUCGGCAAGUCUGGCGCUCUGCUUGCCUCUGUCCUGUACAACUACAUCGAUACCCAGACCAAGUUCUACGUUGUUCCUUGGUUCGGUCUCGCCGGCAUGUUCCUGACCUGGCUGUUCCUCCCUGAUACAACCGGCCUCGAUCUCAAGGAGCAGGAGCGCAGGUGGGCCUACAUCCGCUCCGGCCGCGACUCCGAGUAUCACGGCAUCGCCAUCCACCCCAAGCACCUAUCCCUCUGGGAGCGCCUGAGGGGUGUUGGCAAGAACUACAACCCCGAGCUCGAUAUCAAGCAGAAGAUCGAGGACAUGCGCGAGGAGUGGGCCGGGAAGGAGCGUCUCCGCCGUCAAAGAGAGGCCGGCGGUGAGCCCGCAGGCCCCGAGGAGCUCGACGACGAGGAUUGGACCGAACAGGUGAACGAGUACUUCCGUCAGACCACUGACGAAGGCCUCGUGACGGGAGAGGGCAGCGAGAAAGGAAAAAGUCCGGCGCGUGAGCUGCGGCUGAGCGAAAAGUCGGGGUCGGAGUCGGCGUAGUCGUCGCAUUGAUUUGAGAGAGGUGGACAGUCGGUUGA
Molecule: messenger RNA, 2171 nt
Organism: Thermothelomyces thermophilus ATCC 42464
Lineage: Eukaryota; Fungi; Ascomycota; Sordariomycetes; Sordariales; Chaetomiaceae
Exons: 2
Coding region: 103-2133 (676 amino acids)
Biological process (GO): transmembrane transport
Cellular component (GO): membrane
Molecular function (GO): transmembrane transporter activity
Source: RefSeq, a predicted model, not a curated record